Molecule: messenger RNA, 1530 nt
Organism: Malassezia sympodialis ATCC 42132
Lineage: Eukaryota; Fungi; Basidiomycota; Malasseziomycetes; Malasseziales; Malasseziaceae
Gene: TPS1
Product: alpha,alpha-trehalose-phosphate synthase (UDP-forming) TPS1
Biological process (GO): trehalose biosynthetic process; cellular response to heat
Cellular component (GO): alpha,alpha-trehalose-phosphate synthase complex (UDP-forming); cytosol
Molecular function (GO): trehalose-phosphatase activity; alpha,alpha-trehalose-phosphate synthase (UDP-forming) activity
Source: RefSeq, a predicted model, not a curated record
AUGGGCGAGCGUCUGGUCGUCGUGUCGAACCGGCUCCCGGUGACCAUCCAGCAGGAUGACUCAGUGCCUGGGGGAUAUGUGUUUCAUCACUCGGCGGGGGGCCUCGUAUCUGCCCUCAAGGGCAUCAAGGCCACGAUGGACUUUACGUGGAUCGGGUGGCCCGGGCUCAGUGUGCCUCAGAACCGGGUAGCCUACAUUGAAGAGACGCUCGCGACGCAGUACCGCUGCAAGCCUGUGUGGAUCCCUGACGAGCUGGCAGAGCACCACUACAACGGGUUCUCCAACUCGAUUCUGUGGCCGCUCUUCCACUACCACCCUGGCGAGAUGAACUUUGACGAGGACAAUUGGCGAGCCUACCGCGAGGCGAAUCUGCGCUUUGCCGAGGUACUGUACACGGUUGUGCGCCCUGGAGACCGCGUAUGGGUACAGGACUACCACUUGAUGCUGCUGCCACUCAUGCUCACGGCGAUACUCGAGGCCGGCGACAUUGACCGCCUCGUGCCUCCAGCGUGCUCGAACAUCGAGGUGGGUAACGCCCCGAUCCAGGACGAGCGCACAUCCGGCUCGAUGUUUGUGCGGCCGAAUGCGCAGCGCGGCAGCCUGCGCCGCAGCGAUAUCCAGCUCGGCUUCUUCCUGCACACGCCGUUCCCCAGCAGCGAAGUGUACCGCAUUCUGCCGGUGCGUCGCGAGAUUUUGCUGGGUAUCUUGUACUGCGACCUCGUCGGCUUCCACACCUACGACUACGUGCGCCACUUUCUCUCAUCGUGCGCACGCAUCCUCGGCCUGCCGACCUUCCCGAAUGGCACCGACUUUGGCGGUCGCCGCGUCCAGGUCCGCACAUACCCCAUCGGCAUUGACCCCAUGAAGUUUGAGCUUACGCUGGCGUUGCCAAGCGUUCAGCAGCGCAUAGGCACGCUCGAGCGCCGCUUUGCUGGCGUGAAGAUCAUUGUCGGUAUCGACCGACUCGACUAUAUCAAGGGCAUGCCGCAGAAGCUGCAGGGUAUGGAGACGUUCCUCGAGGAGCAUCCAGAGUGGAUUGGCAAGGCCAUGCUCGUGCAGAUUGCUGUGCCUUCGCGUGAGGACGUCGAGGAGUACCAAAACCUGCGCUCCACCGUCAACGAGGCGGUCGGUCGCAUCAACGGCCGCUUCGGCACGGUGGAGAGCAUGCCGAUCCACCUUCUGCACCGCUCCGUGGACUUUAAUGAGCUGUGCGCCCUAUACGCGGUGAGCGACGUGUGCCUCGUUACGAGCACGCGCGACGGUAUGAACCUCGUCUCGUACGAGUACAUCGCGUGCCAGCAGCAACGCAAUGGUGUGAUGAUACUCUCCGAGUUUGCAGGCGCCGCGCAAUCCCUCAAUGGGUCCCUCAUCGUCAACCCAUGGGACCGCUUCGCUGUCGCGGAUGCCAUCCACACCGCCCUUACGAUGGAUGCCGAGACGCGCAAAGCUAACUCAGAGAAACUACUCCGAUACGUCAAGAAGCACACUGCGACGUGGUGGGGGCACAGCUUCAUCGAAGAGUACGUAUGA